AGCUCUGUGCAGUCAGGGAAGGCAGGAAUGGAGAUGUGCAGCACUGAAAGGAAAUGGGUUCAGGAGAGCAUCUAAACCAGCUGAGGAAAUGAAGGGUAAUCACUUUGAUCAAUAUGAAGAAGGGCACCUGGAGAUAGAGCAAGCAUCUUUAGACAAGCCUAUAGAAUCGGAUAAUAUUGGACACCGCUUACUCCAGAAACAUGGGUGGAAGCUGGGCCAGGGAUUGGGAAAGUCACUGCAGGGGAGGACAGAUCCCAUCCCUAUCGUCGUCAAGUACGAUGUCAUGGGCAUGGGGAGGAUGGAGAUGGAGCUUGAUUAUGCCGAAGAUGCCACUGAGCGGAGGCGUGUACUGGAGGUGGAGAAAGAAGACACCGAGGAGCUGAGACAGAAAUACAAGGAUUAUGUUGAUAAAGAAAAGGCAAUUGCCAAGGCUUUGGAAGACCUCAGAGCAAACUUCUACUGUGAACUCUGUGACAAGCAGUAUCAAAAGCAUCAAGAGUUUGACAACCACAUAAACUCUUACGAUCAUGCUCACAAGCAGGAAGGAACUCAGGAUUAUUGCGAAACAGGGACGAUAGCUGAUGUAUUGAAAGCAAACCCUUCUAAUUUUGGAGUCCAGAUCACAAGAAGGUUGAAAGAUCUCAAGCAAAGGGAGUUUGCUCGCAAUGUCUCUUCAAGAUCACGUAAAGAUGAAAGAAAGCAGGAGAAAGCCCUCCGGCGUCUGCACGAACUGGCUGAGCAGAGGAGGCAGCCUGAAUGUGCUCCUGGAAGUGGACCCAUGUUCAGAACCACCACGGUGGCUGUGGAUGAGGAGGGUGGAGAUGAUGACGAUUCUGCAGCCAACAGCAGCUCUUUCAUCCAGACGGCUUCUGGUCAAGCUACAGAGAUGACUAUGGACAGAGGUUUCCUAAACACUGGACAGGUCGGUGGCACUGUUAUGCCAAGCCAGAUGCCGACGCAGACAGCGCAGGCCAUCAGCUUUGGUAUUAAGAACGCUUUGGGAACUCCACUGCAGAAGAUAGGUGUGUCAUUUUCCUUUGCAAAGAAGACCCCAGUAAAGCUUGAGACCAUAGCUUCUGUUUUCAAGGACCAUGUGGAAGAAUCAAGUUCUGCAGAUGGAGCAAAAGCUGAUGAGAGAGGGUCAUCAGAUGCAGGGAAUCUGCUGAAAUCUGGUGAGGGCGAAAGCACAAAUAAUUCUGAUGGCAAGGCAGAGGAAGAUGACCAACAUGACAAAGAUAGUGGAUCUCUAGCCACUACGUUAUCUAAACUAAAAAAGAUGAGACGAGAAGAUGGACCAAUGGCAGUUGAGCCAGAAUACUACCACUAUAUUCCCCCAGCCCACUGUAAAGUAAAGCCUAAUUUUCAAUUCCUGCUUUUCAUGAAGUCUACCGAACAAAUGGAAGCUGAAAAUGUGAACAAAAAAAACACGCAUGAAACUAAAAAGGGUAAUUCUCCAAAACCCAAACCGGGAAAGCACACAGAGAAGGCUGCUGAGAGCACGGGGCAGCAGAAGGAGCAGAGUACUACUGAAACUGCAGCUCAGCAGAGCAAAACAGAGCUAAAAGAAGGCCUAGAAAAUGCAAGUAUGCAGGAGAGCAAGCAUCUUGCAGAGAGCAAUCUCCCUGAGCCAGACACUACUAAAGAAGUCGCUCAGCCUGUCCCGGGCUGUAAAGAUGCCUCUGAAGGACCAAAGCAUCCAACCGGACCCUUUUUUCCCGUUCUGAGUAAAGAUGAGAGCACGACUCUCCAGUGGCCUUCAGAACUUCUCAUAUUUACCAAAGCAGAACCAUCGGUUUCAUACAGCUGUAACCCCCUCUAUUUUGAUUUCAAGCUCUCUCGCAACAAAGAUGCUAAAGGUAAAGGGGCAGAGAAAUCUAAGGAUCCAGGGGGUCUUUGUAAAGAAAACGUUCAGAGCACAGAAUCCGGUGAGAUAAGCAAACCCAAGGAGGCAGAAAGUGCAGCUAACAGUUCUGCUCUAAAAAUGGAAAACAAAUCUCUGUCCACCUGUGGCUCCCAGAACAAGCAGGAGUCCAGUUUGGUGAGCCUUGGUAAGGGAGAGGGAGAGGACAGUAGUAAAUCCAUAACUGGUAAGAGUAAAAGGUCUCACAAACACAAAAAGAAAAAGAAGCACAAAAAGUCCAGCAAACACAAACGUAAACACAAGGAGGAAGCUGAUGAGAAGGGCCGAAAAACUGACCUGGGGGAAGAGAAACCCAAGAAACGGAAAAGACACAGACACAAAAAAGGCAAAUCCUGUCUUUCUACUGAAUUGGAACGAGCACUAAAAACUGAAUUGUCUGAAGAUUGUAGCCAUUUCCAGAAGAAAAAGCGGUGCUCUCAGGAGUCCCAGAGGAAGUCUCUGUCUGCUGAAGAGGGAAGUAGCGGUAAAAAAGAGGAUGGUGGUAUCCCCUGCCAAGAGCAUGGCAGCAAAAAACACAAGGCUGACCUGCAGCAGUUGCCUGCUCUGAGGAGACGGUGUUCGGCUCCUUCCCUGGGCAGGAUCAGCCACAGGAGCCGGCAGAGCAGCGGGGACUACGACAGCGACGAGGGCUCUCACAGGAAGCACUGCCGGCAGAAAUCCCCCUCGCAGUACAGCGACGACUACGACUCUGGCAGUGACCACUCCAGGAGCCGCUCCAGGUCGGGGCGCAGACACUCCUCUCCCCGCUCCUAUUCCAGCAGCUCCGAUGCCUCCUCGGACCACAGCCGGUACAGCCGCCGCAGAAGUUACUCGGACGACAGCUACAGCGAUUACAGUGACCGCUCAAGGUGCCAUUCAAAGCGGUCCCACGACUCGGAGGAUGACUCUGACUACAACAGCUCCAACCACAGAUCGAAGCGGCAUAAGUACUCCUCUUCUGAAGAUGACUACAGCUCGAGCAGGAGCAGGUCGAGGAGUAGAAGCAGGAGCCGAACUCACCCUCGAGGCAGGUCACGAUCAAGGAGCCGGGGCAGAACACGCAGCAGCAGCUGCAGCCGCAGUCGAAGCAAGAGGAGAAGCCGAAGCGUGACGGGUCGUAGCUGGAAGCGGAGCCGCAGCUACAGCAGGGACCGCAGCCGCAGCACGAGGAGCCACUCCCAGAGAUCUCUCUCACGAAAGGGCUCUCGAGGCCAUGAGAGCCCUGAAGAGAGGAGAUCUGGGAGAAGAGACUUUAUCAGGUCCAAAAUCUAUCGCUCGCAAUCUCCUCACUAUUUCCGCACAGGCCGAAGUGAAGGAUCAUUGCUGAAGAAAGAGGAUGGCAAAGGAGAGGAUCUGAAAGGGUCUGGCUCGCUCUCCCAAAACAGCAGCAGCUCUGGCACAGGGAGGGUCUCAGAAGGUGACUGCAGUCCAGAGGAGAGAAACUCUGUCACUGCAAAGCUUCUCUUGGAAAAGAUUCAAUCCAGGAAAGUUGAGAAGAAGCCCUGCGUUCCUGAAGAGAUGCUGGCAGGGGCAAACAAGGUGGGCAUAAAACUCAAAGAUCCUCCCCAGGGCUACUUUGGCCCAAAACUUCCUCCUUCCUUAGGCAACAAACCGGUUCUCCCCUUAAUUGGGAAACUGCCAACCGUUCGAAAACCAAAUGCCAAAAGAUACGAAGAGUCUGGCUUGGAGAGGGGUGAGGAUCAAGAGCUGUCGGAUUCAGAGGAUGUUUCCCAAGGCAUUGAGGAGGCUCAGUUGGCCAGCCAGUCUCUCCUGGAGGAGGUGGUGAUGGUAAUUCAGGACAAACCUCUGGAUGAGCAGAAACGUGAUGAACCUGCCGUGGAAAUGCCGUCCAUUCCCCUUGAAGCGCCAACGCUCCCCGAGUGCUUUGGCUCUGGGGAUCUGGUCAUGCCACACAACUUCCUCUCAGAUCCGAGCGAUGGCGAUGGGCUAGAACCUAUCGACGGGGGCAACCAGCCGGUCCCAGUGGAAACCAGUAUGAUGCCCUUGGUUCCAGAUGUUGAGCACUUUCCUGGCUAUGUGCCUCAGAGCGGUGAGCCGAGCAUCGAAGGGGAUCGGGAAGGAGGCGAAGAUUCCUCUCUGGCACCCCUUGAGAGCCAGCCGAUCACUUUUACACCCGAAGAAAUGGAGAAAUACAGCAAGCUGCAACAAGCUGCUCAGCAGCACAUUCAGCAGCAACUUCUGGCAAAGCAGGUCAAGGCCUUCCCUGCCUCGGCGGCCCUGGCGCCGGCAGCGCCUGCCCUGCAGCCCAUCCACAUUCAGCAGCCGGCGGCAGCCUCGGCCACGUCCAUCACCACGGUGCAGCACGCCAUCCUGCAGCACCACGCUGCCGCCGCCGCCGCUGCCAUCGGCAUCCACCCUCACCCUCACCCCCAGCCUCUCGCUCAGGUUCAUCAUAUACCCCAGCCCCACUUGACCCCUAUUUCAUUAUCCCACUUGACCCACUCGAUUAUUCCAGGGCACCCCGCUACGUUUCUAGCCAGCCACCCCAUCCACAUCAUUCCGGCGUCAGCUAUCCAUCCAGGCCCCUUCACUUUUCAUCCGGUUCCUCACGCUCUUUACCCAACUCUUCUUGCCCCGAGACCCGCUGCUGCUGCAGCCGCCACAGCGUUACAUCUUCAUCCUUUGCUGCACCCUAUUUUCUCAGGACAGGACUUGCAGCACCCACCCAGUCACGGCACAUGAAGGACAAAAUGAAGUAACCUGGGAGGAAGGAGAAUAUUUUGCAUUUUGGGAAGGGGUUGAAGUAGAUCCAGCUGGCAGGUGAGGCCCUGAGAAUUUCCUUUCACUCUUUAGCAGCCAAAGAAGCCAAAGGCUCGAGGGCUGGGUAGCAGCAGGCGGUGGGUCAGUUCAUGAGCGUUGUGUAUAUCUGCUACCAGGGACUGUCUCGCAUCCCCAACACCUCCGUGCACGUCGCAGCACUCUCUCCUACAAGAAUCAUUUCACGUGUAGACCAGCGAGACACUUGGAAAGGCUUUUUUUCCCUGGAUUCUUACACUUGGUCAUCUUCCUUCUGCCGCCUUGUAUAUGAUAAACAAGAUUUCAUACAUGCUAGUAGGUCUUUAAAAAUCCUUUUAAUGAGGUCAUCUAAUUAAAAUAGUCAGCAUGAUUGAAUCCAGCUUGUAAUCGGUGAUAAAACAUUCAGUAACUGACAGCUGUGGAUCCUGGCGAGGAGGCCGAUGAAGGGCAGUGCCACUCGGGGUUUGGCUGGGCCAGUACCAGUUUUCAAGCAUCACAGGAGAUUUCUUGGCACCCUGUCGCUGCAUACUUAGGGUUGUUUUUUCUUGAUCUGAGCAGCAAAGGUGGAAGUAAGAUCUUGUUUCAAAGCUGAAGCGAGGAGCUGCGUGCAUGCCCAGAGCUCUGACCCUUCUCCAUCCUCCAUUAGCAUUCUCCUGCGUGAGGACUGCGCCUCGGAGCCUUCCGGAUGGCCUGGACUGGGGGAGAGGUUGGUGAUGUCAAUCUGAGCUUUGACCACCCUUCUCCUGAGAAGGGCAGGGAGGGGGGGAAUAUCACUCUUGACUUCCAUCAUUUGUGGUGUUGGGAAAGAGGCACUUGGAUGAGAGAGAGAAGAAAAAUCCCUUUAGGAAUUGAAGCAAUACAGAGGACUGGGAAGAGCGGCCGGGGUAUGUAAAAUGUAUUCUUUCCUCUGUAAUACUGAUGGUUUCCUUAUUAAUUUAUAGGUUGGUUUUUUUUUUUAAUGUAAAGAAUUGCACUGAACUCUGUAAACAAAGAUGCUGCUUUUUGUAGCUCAUAUAAAAAGGUUACAUUUGUAGUAUACCGCAAUAAUAUUUUUUACAGCCAGUUCUUUUAGUGGUACUUGUUCUGGUGGCUUUUGUGUAAAUAUGUUUGCUGUAGGUGAAAUAAGACACUUGUAAAGGUUCAACUUUAUAGUUUCAGCUAGAUGCAAAAUGACUAAGCAUGUAUAUUUUAUCAAGCUCAUGUAUUUUUGAAGUUUUUAUGUACUAUAAAAUGUAAAAAAAAAAUAAUCUUCAUUUAGCAUUUUGCAGAAGAAAAGAAAAAAAAAAAAUAAAGUGAGACUUGGACUAGGUGAGGUGCGUGGACGAGACCGGUGACUCUAACAGCUAAUGAAGGGCAUCGCACGGGGCACGCUGCGCCCUCCCUGUCCUUGCCCCGCAGCUGCUUAUAGGAAUCGACACUGGAGGCAGUCUCAGGAGUGUCAGGAAUUUGGGUUGUCUCCCAGAGUAUAAAAUACACCCCCCUUUUAUUUUUUUUUUUAUUUUCUUUUUUUCCCCUGGGUUUGAAGCGGUGAUUUGCAGGUGCCAGCCUGGCUGUGCAGUUCAGUAGAGUCUUCCAGUGAAGGAGGAGCCUUCAGCCACUGUACACGCAGGGAGAGGUGGUUUGGGACCCAUCCCUUGAGGCCCUGCCUGCCCCUGGUGUCCCAGAAGGGAUUUCUCUGCUCUUGCAGCAUCGUCCGCUGGCUGCAGAUAACACUAACCGUGGGAGCCUUCUCCCCCACGAGCUCUUCCCAGCGUGCCAGGACGAGCUGCUGCUGUCCCCACUGACUCAGUAUUUCAGGCGCAGGCCCUCCUCGUGUUAGUGGUUCGGGGGCACCCCAUGGUCCUUUGUUAGGGCCUGAUUUCAGAGCAGGCAGGAGCAGGCAGCGAGGGGAUGUGGAGCACACGCUGCUGCCUGAUGUCCCCAUCCUCUCCCCAUGUGCAGCACUGAGACCUGGAGGGGAGAGAUCGAAGGACCGAAACCUUGAGCUUCCUCACUCUUUAAACAAGAAACUUUUGCAUUUGAGCAGGUUGGACUGAAACACAAUGGUCAAAAAAA
This is a messenger RNA of Athene cunicularia (burrowing owl), 6712 nucleotides long. RefSeq names its product G-patch domain containing 8 (gene GPATCH8). The record is from RefSeq and is a predicted model, not a curated record. Bases 89 to 4603 code for a protein of 1504 amino acids. NCBI's taxonomy places the organism in Eukaryota, Metazoa, Chordata, Aves, Strigiformes, Strigidae. Gene Ontology annotation, molecular function: nucleic acid binding. The transcript is spliced from 10 exons. Gene Ontology annotation, cellular component: nucleus.